ACCAUGGAGAAUCACAUGUUCAGCGUUAAGCAGAUCCAACCCAAUGUCAUUUCUGUCCGCCUCUUCAAGCGCAAAGUGGGGGGCCUGGGGUUCCUGGUGAAGGAGAGGGUGAGCAAGCCACCUGUGAUCAUCUCCGACCUGAUUCGAGGGGGCGCCGCGGAGCAGAGUGGCCUCAUCCAGGCCGGGGACAUCAUUCUUGCCGUCAACGGCCAGCCCUUGGUGGACCUGAGCUAUGACAGCGCCCUGGAGGUGCUCCGAGGUAUUGCCUCCGAGACCCAUGUGGUCCUCAUUCUGAGGGGUCCCGAGGGCUUCACCACGCACCUGGAGACCACUUUCACUGGGGACGGGACCCCCAAGACCAUCCGGGUGACACGGCCCCUGGGUCCGCCAACCACAGCCGUCGAUCUGUCCCACCAGUCAUCAGCCAGCAAAGAGCAGACCCUGGCAGUGGACGGGGCCACGGAUCCUGGCAGUGGGCCGCAGCACGUGCCAGACCAGGGGCAGGAAGCUGGCUUGCUCUCCCACGCCAAUGGCCUGGCUCCCAGGCCCCCAAGCCAGGACCCUGCCAAGAAAAGUUCUGGGGAGAGCAAUAAACUGCUCAAAGAGAUACAGCCUGUGCUGAAUCUCCUCACCAGUGGGGGCGAAGGGAUCAAUGGAGGGGGACCUGCCAAAGCGGAGACAAAGGACGCAGAAAUCCAGGUGGACAGGGAUCUGGAUGGCAAAUCACACAGACCGCUGCCCCUCGGUGUGGAGAACGACCGAGUCUUCAACAGCCUAUGGGGGAAGGGCAACAUGCCAGUCAUCCUCAACAACCCUUAUUCAGAGAAGGAGCAGCCCCCUGCCUCGGGAAAACAGUCUCCCAUAAAGAAUGGCAGCCCCUCCAAGUGCCCUCGUUUCCUCAAGGUCAAGAACUGGGAGACCGAUGUGGUUCUCUCUGACACCCUCCACCUUAAGAGCACGUUGGGAACGGGAUGCACCGAGCACAUCUGUAUGGGGUCCAUCAUGCUUCCUUCUCAGCAAAUACGAAGGCCUGAAGACGUCCACACAAAAGAACAGCUCUUCCCUCUUGCCAAAGAGUUUAUUGAUCAGUACUACUCAUCAAUUAAAAGAUUUGGCUCCAAAGCUCAUACGGAGAGGCUGGAAGAGGUGAGCAAAGAGAUCGAAACCACCAGCACCUACCAGCUCAAGGACACAGAGCUCAUCUACGGGGCCAAGCACGCCUGGAGGAAUGCCUCCCGCUGCGUCGGCCGGAUCCAGUGGUCCAAGCUGCAGGUGUUCGACGCCCGCGACUGUACCACGGCUCACGGGAUGUUCAACUACAUCUGUAACCAUAUCAAGUAUGCCACCAAUAAAGGGAACCUCAGAUCUGCCAUCACCAUAUUUCCCCAGAGGACCGACGGCAAGCAUGACUUUCGAGUCUGGAACUCCCAGCUCAUCCGCUAUGCUGGCUACAAGCAGCCUGACGGCUCCAUCCUGGGGGAUCCAGCCAGCGUGGAGCUCACAGAGAUCUGCAUCCAGCAGGGCUGGAAACCCCCAAGAAGCCGCUUCGAUGUCCUGCCACUCCUGCUCCAGGCCAACGGCAAUGACCCUGAGCUCUUCCAGAUUCCUCCAGAGCUGGUGCUGGAAGUGCCCAUCAGACACCCCAAGUUGGAGUGGUUCAAGGACCUUGGGCUGAAGUGGUACGGCCUCCCCGCUGUGUCAAACAUGCUCCUGGAGAUCGGCGGCCUGGAGUUCAGCGCCUGUCCCUUCAGCGGCUGGUACAUGGGCACAGAGAUUGGCGUCCGUGACUACUGUGACAGCUCCCGAUACAACAUCCUGGAGGAAGUGGCCAAGAAAAUGAACUUGGACAUGAGGAAGACAUCCUCCCUGUGGAAGGACCAGGCACUGGUGGAGAUCAACAUCGCGGUGCUGUACAGCUUCCAGAGUGACAAAGUGACCAUCGUUGACCACCACUCUGCCACCGAGUCCUUCAUUAAGCACAUGGAGAAUGAAUACCACUGCAGGGGAGGCUGCCCCGCUGACUGGGUGUGGAUCGUGCCCCCCAUGUCUGGCAGCAUCACCCCCGUCUUCCACCAAGAGAUGCUCAACUACCGACUCACCCCCUCCUUCGAAUACCAGCCUGACCCUUGGAACACCCACAUCUGGAAAGGUACCAACGGGACCCCCACAAAGCGGCGAGCCAUUGGCUUCAAGAAGCUGGCAGAAGCCGUCAAGUUCUCAGCCAAACUGAUGGGACAGGCCAUGGCCAAGAGGGUCAAGGCUACCAUCCUGUACGCCACAGAGACAGGCAAAUCGCAGGCUUAUGCCAAAACCCUGUGUGAGAUCUUCAAACAUGCCUUUGACGCCAAGGUGAUGUCCAUGGAAGAAUAUGACAUUGUACACCUGGAGCAUGAAACUCUGGCCCUGGUGGUUACCAGCACCUUUGGAAAUGGAGACCCCCCUGAGAAUGGGGAGAAAUUUGGCUGCGCCUUGAUGGAAAUGAGGCACCCCAACUCUGGGCACGAGGAAAGGAGGAGCUACAAGGUUCGUUUCAACAGUGUUUCCUCCUACUCCGACUCCCGCAAAUCAUCGGCUGAUGGGCCGGACCUCAGAGGCAACUUUGAGAGUGCGGGACCCCUGGCGAAUGUGAGGUUCUCCGUGUUCGGCCUUGGCUCACGGGCUUACCCUCACUUCUGCGCCUUUGGACAUGCCGUGGACACCCUCCUGGAAGAGCUGGGUGGGGAGAGGAUCCUGAAGAUGAGGGAGGGGGAUGAGCUCUGUGGGCAGGAAGAGGCUUUCAGGACCUGGGCCAAGAUGGUCUUCAAGGCAGCCUGUGAUGUGUUCUGCGUGGGAGAUGACGUCAACAUUGAGAAGGCAAACAACUCCCUCAUCAGCAAUGACCGCAGUUGGAAGAGGAACAAGUCCCGCCUCACCUGCGUGGCCGAAGCUCCAGAACUCACACGAGGUCUAUCCAGUGUCCACAAAAAGCGGGUCUCAGCCGCUCGACUCCUCAGCCGUCAAAACCUUCAGAGUCCUAAAUCCAGCCGAUCAACCAUCUUCGUGCGUCUCCACACCAACGGGAAUCAGGAGCUGCAGUACCAGCCUGGGGACCACCUGGGCGUCUUCCCCGGCAACCACGAGGACCUCGUGAAUGCCCUGAUCGAGCGGCUGGAGGACGCACCCCCGGUCAACCAGCUGGUGAAGGUGGAGCUGCUAGAGGAGCGAAACACGGCUUUGGGGGUUAUCAGUAACUGGACCGAUGAGCAUCGCCUCCCACCCUGCACCAUCUUCCAGGCCUUCAAGUACUACCUGGAUAUCACCACGCCUCCAACGCCACUGCAGCUGCAGCAGUUUGCCUCUCUGGCCACCAGUGAGAAAGAGAAGCAGCGUCUGCUGGUCCUCAGCAAGGGUCUGCAGGAGUACGAGGAGUGGAAAUGGGGCAGGAACCCGAACAUCGUGGAGGUGCUGGAGGAGUUCCCAUCCAUCCAGAUGCCCGCCACCCUGCUCCUGACCCAGCUGUCGCUGCUGCAACCUCGCUACUAUUCCAUCAGCUCCUCCCCGGACAUGUACCCCGACGAGGUGCACCUCACCGUGGCCGUUGUCUCCUACCGCACCCGAGAUGGAGAAGGGCCAAUUCACCACGGCGUGUGCUCCUCCUGGCUCAACCGGAUCCAGGCUGACGAAGUGGUGCCCUGUUUCGUGAGAGGAGCACCCAGCUUCCACCUGCCCCGAAAUCCCCAAGUGCCCUGUAUCCUGGUUGGCCCGGGCACAGGCAUUGCCCCUUUCCGAAGCUUCUGGCAGCAGCGGCAAUUUGAUAUCCAACACAAAGGAAUGAGUCCCUGCCCCAUGGUCCUGGUCUUCGGGUGCCGGCAGUCCAAGAUAGACCACAUCUACAGGGAGGAGACCCUACAGGCCAAGAGCAAGGGGGUCUUCAGAGAACUGUACACAGCCUACUCUCGGGAGCCAGACAAACCAAAGAAGUACGUGCAGGACAUCCUACAGGAGCAGCUGGCAGAACCCGUGUACCGAGCCCUGAAGGAGCAAGGGGGCCACAUUUACGUCUGCGGGGACGUCACCAUGGCGGCCGAUGUCCUCAAAGCCAUGCAGCGCAUCAUGACCCAGCAGGGGAAGCUCUCGGUGGAGGACGCCGGCAUGUUCAUCAGCAGGCUGAGGGAUGACAACCGGUACCAUGAGGAUAUUUUCGGGGUCACCCUGCGCACAUAUGAAGUGACCAACCGCCUUAGAUCUGAAUCCAUUGCCUUCAUUGAGGAGAGCAAAAAGGGCACUGAUGAGGUUUUCAGCUCCUAACUGGACCCUCUUGCCCAG
Molecule: messenger RNA, 4305 nt
Organism: Lipotes vexillifer (Yangtze River dolphin)
Lineage: Eukaryota; Metazoa; Chordata; Mammalia; Artiodactyla; Lipotidae
Gene: NOS1
Product: nitric oxide synthase 1
Exons: 28
Coding region: 4-4287 (1427 amino acids)
Biological process (GO): nitric oxide biosynthetic process
Molecular function (GO): heme binding; NADP binding; calmodulin binding
Source: RefSeq, a predicted model, not a curated record